This is a messenger RNA of Rangifer tarandus platyrhynchus (Svalbard reindeer), 1398 nucleotides long. NCBI's taxonomy places the organism in Eukaryota, Metazoa, Chordata, Mammalia, Artiodactyla, Cervidae. The record is from the annotation of a GenBank genome assembly.
AUGGCGGAGGCGGUGUUCCGCCCCCCAAAGAGGAAGAGAAGAGUGCACGAGAGCUAUGAGUCUCCCCUGCCCAUCCCUUGCGGUCAGGACCGUGGUUCUGAGAAGGGCUUCCGAAUCUUCCAGGCUGAGAUGAUAAACAGCCACGUGGUUGUGAGGGGCCUGGAAGACAUGGAGCAGCUCUACGGGAAGGGUUAUUUUGGAAAAGGCAUCCUGUCCAGAAGCCGACCAAACUUCACAAUCUCAGAUCCUAAGCUGGUUGCUAAAUGGAAAGAUAUGAAGCUAGACCUACCAGUAAUCACAUCAAAGAAGUAUCAGCGCAGCGUGGAGUGGGCCGCAGAGCUCCUGCGAAGACAGGGCCAGGACGAGAGCACAGUGCGCAGCAUCCUCGAGGGUUACACGAAGCCCCUUGAACAUCCUCGUCUGAAAAGGACGGAAGACGUCCCAUUGGGCGAUGAACCCAACUGCGAUCUGGUUUCCACAUCGGAAGGCAGAGCAGACAGACAGAAACUCUCUGCCGUGAAUGGGGUCGAGGGCAAGUCGUGUGAUAUGGAGGAUUCCAGCGAGCGAUCAGACGGCAUGCAGGAGGGCCCCGGGCCUGAGCCCCGAGCCCCAGACGGCGGCUUGGGUGAACACGUGGCCGAGGUCCCCGCGCCUCUGCCCCGCGGCCACUGCGGCAGACAGGACGCUCUCCUGCCGCCAUCUGGCGGUCAGCCUGGGGACAGCAACCGGCGAGCCAGUCUGGCCCCGGCGGGAGAGAGGGGGCCUGAGCACGUGCUGGUGGAGGAAGCCGUGUGUGCCGGGAGCGAAAGCGAAGAGGCCCCAGCGGGGGGCGUGUUGCCGCAGAAGACACUGGUAUGUAGGAGAAACCCGUUUAGGAUCUUCGAGUAUCUGCAGCUCAGCCUAGAAGAGGCCUUCUUCCUGGUCUAUGCUCUGGGAUGUCUGAGUAUUUACUAUGAAAAGGAGCCUUUAACGAUCAUGAAGCUCUGGAACGCUUUCACCACCGUGCAGCCCACGUUCAGGACGACCUACAUGGCAUACCAUCACUUCCGCAGCAAGGGCUGGGUGCCCAAGCCCGGACUUAAGUACGGAACAGAUUUGCUGCUGUAUCGAAAAGGCCCUCCGUUUUACCAUGCCAGCUACUCCGUCAUCGUGGAGCUGGUGGACGACCGUUUCCAGGGUGCUCCUCGCAGACCUCUCAGCUGGAGGUCCCUGGCUGCCUUGAGCAGAGUUUCAGUCAGUGUCUCCAAGGAACUUAUGCUGUGCUAUUUGAUUAAACCCUCCACCAUGACCGACAAGGACAUGGAGUCACCCGAAUGUAUGAAACAAAUUAAAGUUCAAGAAGUGAUUCUCAGCCGCUGGGUCUCCUCACGGGAGAGGAGCGACCAGGACGAACUUUAA